Octopus bimaculoides (California two-spot octopus) is the source of this 894-nucleotide messenger RNA. RefSeq names its product S-crystallin 3-like. Lineage: Eukaryota; Metazoa; Mollusca; Cephalopoda; Octopoda; Octopodidae. The record is from RefSeq and is a predicted model, not a curated record. Gene Ontology annotation, biological process: glutathione metabolic process. Gene Ontology annotation, molecular function: glutathione transferase activity.
UAAUACUGUUAACUCACAGCAGCUAAUAUAGUAUUUCCAGACCGACGCCGUAAGAGCAUCAGACAAUCCAACUAUGCCUUCCUAUACUCUCCACUACUUCAACCACCGUGGCCGUGCUGAGGUAUGCCGUAUGCUGUUCGCAGCUGCCGGUGUCAAGUACAACGACCGCAGGAUCGAAUAUUCAGAAUGGAACAACAUGAGAAGCAGAAUGCCAUGUUCUAUGUUACCAGUCUUGGAGAUUGAUAACCGAACCCAGUUUCCUCAAAGCAUGUCCAUCGCUAGAUACCUGGCCAGAGAAUUUGGUUUCCAUGGAAAAAGCAGCAUGGAGAUGGCCAGAGUUGACUUCAUCUCGCACUGUUUCUAUGACAUCAUGGAUGACUACAUGAGGAUGUACCAGGACAGAGAAGGAAGAAUGAGGUUCGAAAGGAAUCAAGAUAUGAGUUGUUCCCCUGAACGUCGCAUGAGAUUCCGUGAAACCUGCCAAAGGCUUCUUCCAUAUUUGGAGAGAACACUUGAAAUGCAUAACAGUGGAAAUCAAUAUUUCAUGGGAGACCAGAUGACUAUGGCUGAUAUGAUGUGCUACUGUGCUCUUGAGAACCCCUUAAUUGAAGAACCUUCUUUCCUCAGCCGUUACCCCAAAUUGCAGUCUCUGAGAAACCGCAUCCAAAACCACCCAAAGAUUUCCAUGUACCUUAGGAGUCAACCACGUACCGAAUUUUAAAUGUGAAAUCCACACUAAUAGCGUGGAUUUCUCGCAUGAAAUCAAUAACAAGAACAAUAACAACCGAAAAUACUUAAAAGUCACAACAAAACACAUCAGUUAUUAUCAAUGUGAACCAGUUUCUCUGGUGUCUAAAAUUUUAAUGAAAUAACACACAAAAUAUGUCUCAAUAA